AUGACGGUAACGCGCUGUUACGCCAAGCUCCACAGAGAUCGCGUACGCAGCAUCGCACCGCUUGCGGUGCACGCCAUCGGAGAAUUAGUGUUGCCGUUUGACGUCCCGGGAUCACGAGCAGAGGUGAUGUCCUCUUGGCAUGUAGUCGAUGAAAACUGGAGGAAACUUCAUCGACCGUCACUGAGAGCAACAUACACAAAGAACCACAUUCUGCUGCUUUAUCGACUUUCUGAGCGAAAACAGAAGUGUGCAAGCAAGAGCCUCGCGAUCCGCAAUGCCACGGACGCUCCUUGUGUAUGA
Messenger RNA from Pseudozyma hubeiensis SY62, 300 nucleotides. Its product is annotated as serine/threonine-protein kinase. The record is from RefSeq and is a predicted model, not a curated record. Lineage: Eukaryota; Fungi; Basidiomycota; Ustilaginomycetes; Ustilaginales; Ustilaginaceae. The coding region runs from base 1 to 300 and encodes 99 amino acids. The transcript has a single exon.